Molecule: messenger RNA, 258 nt
Organism: Chondrus crispus (carragheen)
Lineage: Eukaryota; Rhodophyta; Florideophyceae; Gigartinales; Gigartinaceae
Exons: 1
Coding region: 1-258 (85 amino acids)
Source: RefSeq, a predicted model, not a curated record
AUGCGUGCAGUCAGGUCAAAAGAAGACGUCCUCAGAAGGCGGAUCUCGCAACGAGCCAGCACAACGAAAUUACUUUGCGCGUCCCUGUUUGAGUGUCUCCACCUCUGUUGUACAUUGUUGGGCCGAUCCUCGUGCGCACUAGUUCUCCACCAUCCAAAAGCCAGACAUGCUUAUUUUCCUUCCGCCCAGAUCCCCGAGCUGUGCGCCAAGGACGUGCAUCAAUGUCACUCUGACCGAUCAUCCGCAUCCCCCGCAUGA